Hyla sarda is the source of this 6437-nucleotide messenger RNA. RefSeq names its product sperm associated antigen 5 (gene SPAG5). Bases 197 to 4384 code for a protein of 1395 amino acids. The record is from RefSeq and is a predicted model, not a curated record. NCBI's taxonomy places the organism in Eukaryota, Metazoa, Chordata, Amphibia, Anura, Hylidae. Gene Ontology annotation, biological process: cell division; regulation of attachment of spindle microtubules to kinetochore. The transcript has 26 exons.
GAAACAGUUAAACGGGGACCAAAAACGCAGUGUGAGCCCACCAUAAUCUAGUAGCUAUGCGAAGAAUAGAAGUUGGCUGAUACGUGUAGAAAUUACAGUACACAGCGACAGAAAAGCGGGCGCUAGAUAACGCCAGUCUUGUUUGGACAAUACACACAGGAUGCGGUAAAUAAACAGACAUUGACACAAAUGAAAUAUGUGGUGUCCAGGCAAUCCAGUCAGUGAUGAAAAUCAGGUUCCGGCUGUGCAAAAUGUACACCGUAAAUCUGUUGGUCGGACUUCCUUGAAGGCUCUUACAGGCCAGCAUCUUGCAGUGCUUGAUCCAAAUACCCUUGUCAACAAAAGAUCUUCUCUGUCUCAGACAUCCAGUCACACUACUCCUAUGAGCAAGGAGUCGACAAGAGUCAGCUUUGGAACCCCAGUCAGUGUUUGGAUUGACCCUUGCUGCAAUAAUAGUUUAACAGAAAGAUCAAGAAUUGAAGCCAACACUUCAAAGCAUCUAACUUCUUGUUCUCAUUUGGAGAAAGUCGUGUCAUGUGACUCAAACCCUUUGCCUGCAGGUCCUGAAAACUGUAAUCAAUCUCAUGAGUCGCUUGAUGUUAACUUAUUGUCACAGCCUAUAGAUAUGUUUAAAAGCCAGACAGCAAGCAGUGAGGAUAGUUAUAGACGACAAGUAAAUAAAGUUGCUGAUGGUCUUCUCAGAGAGUGUUAUAAAUUGAUGAACUUACCUCCCACCAUUACAACUUGUGAGCUUCAAGAGUUACAGACAAGUACUAUAUUGGAAGAUGAUACAUGCCAAAUGGCAAAGCUUGAUGAGCCUUAUAGUUGUGCUGAUGCACCUGCUGUUCUGACACCUGAAGGACCUCUCAAACAAAAUACAGAACCUGAUAAUGUAUUAUUAGAAAAUCCUGAAUCAAAUUGUGAAGACAAUAUUACUUUGCACAGUCCCAAGCAUGAAAUAGUCUUCCCUUUGAUGAGAAAUGACAGUCACUUAGAAGAUCUGCUGUUAGCUGGUGGGGAGCUUGAUGGUGUUGAGGUCGUAUCUGAGCCAAAUGUUAUGUCUGCAAAUGUCAACUUUGAAGUAGAUCCUCGUCUUGAGGGGGACUCGGAACAAAGCUCUUUUCCAGUAAUAGAUGUGCUGUCUGAAGUAACUGGGAUCAUUGAAAAUUGGACCUUAUCUAUAAAAGAUAAUGAAGAUUACUACCAAAAUGAGCCUGCUGAUGAUGAAGGUGACAUUAAGGGUUUUCCACAAGUAGAGACGUUGGCUUUAUCUCCCUUAGGCUCCGUGAUGGGUGACAUUAAGGAAAUACAACUGCUCAGCGGUUCACCAGAAAUAUUUGACCCUAUUUUUCUUAAUAAUUCUGAAAGGUCUUUUACUGACACUUUACAUCUUGAAGACUCUGUUUUUAAAGAACUGACUUUACAUGAUCCUGAGAGAUCUUCAUUUACAUUAAAGCAUUAUUCUUCAGGGACACGUGCAAACCAAUGCUGUACACCCAUUGAUGGGGAGACCACAGCUCUUGUUCAAGCAGAAGGUCAUUACACCCCGAUAACUGACACACAGAGGUUUUCUCCCAUCUCUGAUAUAGAUAAGUUGUGUCAGUCUAACCCCAGCAUUGACCAGAAUGUCAUGAAGAAUACCCCAUUCACUGAAUGCUGCCCAACUCCAAUAAUGCCGAUUAAUUCAAAGGUUCACGAGAUUCCAUUAUUAAGCAAAGGAAUUUUUAAAAAUAUUACUCCAAGGAUGUUUGUCUCUGCUCAUGAAGCCGGCACUUCAAUGACUCCGGUAUCAACCUCUGAGGGAGUGACCUGGACUACACCUAUAAUGCUUCUGAACAAAAGCAUGAACACUUCUGGGGACUUUAUAGUGAAGGGAGGGAAAAGUGCAAAGGAUAAUGCCUCUGAGACAGAUUCGGUUCUAUGGAACUUCUCCAGGGAGGCCUUACACAACGCAUCUCGGGAUGAGCUGAUGGAUCGGCUGGAAGGCACAUUAAUUGUAGUUGAAGUGCUUUCUCGGCAGUUACAAGGAUGGCAACAAAGUAAUGUUUCUUCUAAACCAUCUGAGCAGAGGGAAUGCUCCACACAGACAAGUGUCACAUACACCAGUACGGAGGAACAGUAUUACCAUAACCUAUAUUUAAAAACUCUGCAUCGACUUCAAUCCAUGCAAUGCAGCCGGGAACAGGAAAAUGCAUUACACCAACAUCUCAAAGAAGCUACUGAAGCUUUGACAUCACACAAGAAUGAAGCUUCAUCUAUGUUCGAGUUUGCAAAAAGUCAGCAUGAAAUGACACAGAAAGAUCGAGCAGACUUACAACAAAAUAUGAGCCAUUGUAGAAAGCUCUUAACAGAUCACAUGAACAUUUUGGAGAAGAUAAGCCAGAGGCUACAGGACAAUCUUCUUCAGAGGGAUGAAAUGAGAGCUCGCAUGGAAAAAGCUAUACAGGCUAAGGAAGCGGCGGACCAGUGUCUCCAGGAUCUUGAGAUCCAUUCCUCUGCAGUCAUUACUCAGCUGCGCCAGGACUUAGAAUCUGAAAGAGAGCUUUGUGAGUCUGUAAAGGAGGUGUAUGAGCAGCAGCAUUUCUUCAAUGAAGAAUUGGCAGAGUUUGUACAUAGGGCUCUGUAUGUUUGCUCUGAAGAAGACGAAAACCAAACCCAAUUGCAGAGGCAGUGCUCUCAUGCACGAGAGUUGAUGUCUCGGCAUUGGCUUCUGUUUGAAGUUAUGAAGGAGAAGACACAGUCGAUACUUGAAGAGUGUGAAGAAAUUAAGAGGGAAAGAGACAUGGCAGUUCUAGAAAAUGAAAAAGUACAUAGUGAGAUAGAAAGAAUAGACUUUUACAAUGAGCAAAUGAAGCUGGAGAAUUCACGCCUGGGUGCAGAACUAGAAUCUCUAAUGGAGCGUUUGUGUACACUGGAAUCUGAAAUUGAACAACUGAAAGAGGAUAAUUCUGAACUCGCUGAGCUGCUUUAUGCUAAGGAUUCAUCUAUGAAACUGCUUGAAAAAGAGCUAAAUGAGGCAACUGUUCGAGGACAGCAAUACCAAGAUCGCAACAAGCACUUGACUUCUCAAGUUGUGCCCAGCCUUAAAAGGGAUUUGUCAGAUGCCUUAAGCCAGAAGCAGGCCCUCCAGGAACAGCUAGAAAGGCUUGCAAAAGAAUAUGCUUCCCAAAUUGUGUGCUACACAGAGAGCCUUGAGUUUCUUGAGCAGGAGAACAGUGUUUGUCGUGAGCAAGUGUCAGAGACUGAAUCCCAGCUCAAAACCCAUCAUCUUACAGUGCUGGAAAGGAAUUUUCUGUGUGAGAAUCUAAAGGAUACCAUUCAAGAAUUGCAGAAGAAAGUAAGUACCUUACAGGAAAAGCUGUCACGCUCUCAGGAGGAUGCUCAGAGGAGGAUUAUGAAACUGAGCAAAGAAAUCUCAGACUCCUCCACGGAAGUAUCUAAAAUCAAGUCUCAUAUGCUGGAACUCAUAGAGAAGCUAAGAGCGUAUACAAAAACCGAGGUAGUAGAGAGUUUACCUGGGUCACAAACACCUGGCCAGAGUAUGGUACUAUCUAUGGAUGAAGAACUAACUACAAAUAUCAGUACAGCAGACUCAGAAAACCAAAGAGAAGGCAUCUGGAGUAAAACCAGUGCAUUUACUGUAGUACUCCCAUUAACCUCCCUGUCUGCUGAUACACCACAGGAGAAGUUGUCAGAUGUAGUACGUGAGUUAAGUAACAUUGUAUCAGAUGUCAUCAUCACUACAUCCAGUGCCAUGGAGGAAAAACAGCAGAUUAUCCAAGACCUCAAUCUGGAAAUCUCGUCUCUGAAAGAAUCGCUUAAGAGUCAAAGAUUCUGCCAUAUGUCUGAAAUGCGUAACCUCCAGGAAGAGCUUAGCAACCUGGAAAGGAGAAAUACUUCCCUGGAUAAGAAAUUAAACAGCAAAGAAAAGUGCAUCAGCGAGCUACAGGAGGUUGUGAAUCAGCAAGAACAGAAGAUAUUGGAGCAGUUUAGCCAAGUGAAAGAAAGUGGGGCCCUUAUACAGGAAAAUGCAGAGUUACAGUUGUCAUUAAAGGUCUGUGAAAAAGAGGUGGAUGUCUUGAAACAAGAAUUAGCUCAGAAUUCAAAAGAAGCUGCAAGAAGCUGGAUCAAAGAGAAACUGCUCUUACACAAGGAUGUGACUACAUUGAGACUGAAACUAGUUGACUUGGAGUCUUCAAAGUCUGAGGCAAUUCAGCGGCUUUUAAGACAUAAGGAUAUACUGAAAACUAAUCUAAUGCAUUCAGAGGCAGAAGUACGGAAACUGGAUGAUAUUAUUGUAAAAAUACGACAGGUUCUUGUUUCUAUACCAGAUGUUGUAAACAACUGCGAUAAACUUAGUCACUUAAUGGAGUUCCUGAACUAGUGUAUCGCACAAUGCAUGAGGCUCACAGGAUAACUACCACAAGUGCUAUAGAAAGGUUAAAAACAAACAAGAGCAAACCAGCCAUGUUUUUUUCCCAGCCUUGGUUCCAAGUGCUUAAAGGGUUACUAUAAUUUAAAAAAAAAUAUAUGAAAAUUUUUUGACAUGUUGCCUAGACAUGCUAAAAGUUUUGAUUGCACCUGCAAUCUCUAGCCGAAAAAGUGUGCGACAUCGUCCUUGAUUUCCCGGCCGGCAGAUCUGAACUUUUUUUCUGCAUAGACUUAUCCAGAGAAAAAGUUGGAUUUGAUUGACUGCCGGAGAGUAAGAAGUGUGCUGCACCGCACUUUCCCUGCUUAUGACUAGCAAUCUAAGCAAUCCUCAGGAGUGAUACCCAAUGUGAUCAAAACAUUAGACAUGUCUGGGCAACAUUUUUUUUAUUUUUUUUUUAAAUGUAAAAAAAAAAAAAAAAAAAAAAAGAUAUAUAACAUUUUUUUUUUUUUAUGAUAGCACAGCCCUGAAGCCUGUAGUAACAAUGCAUCUUGUGUCCCCAUGACAAUACUUUCUGCCUGUGUUCUGGCAAGUUUAGUUGUAUCACAAGGCCAGUGUCUUAAUCCAAAUCCCCAUCCAUGUCAAUAUUGACACACAUUACUGCUACUAUUUAAAGAGGUACUCCACUGGCCAACGUUCGUAACAUUUAGUUCCAAACUUUGUGUGUGCGCGCUGCGGGGGUUGGCUAUGCCCCCUCAUGACAUCAGGCCACACCCCUUUAAUGAAAGUCUAUGCAUGCCCCCUCCCAUAGACUUGCAUUGAGGGGGCGUGGCCGACCCCCGCACUGCGCACACAGCGUUUGGAACUAAAUGUUCCGAACGCUGGCCAGUGGUGUACCCCUUUAAGCCAAUUAGAAUUUAGACACAGAUGUAUUUUAAUUUGGAUCAAUAAACUGAAAAGACUCCUAAAAAGUCUUUGUUGCCUAUAGCAACCAAUAACAGAACAGCUUUAAAGUGGUAUUCUGUGGAGUAUAUAUUUAUAUAUAUUUUUUAAUUGUGCUUAGGUAUGUGCUAUACAGAAAAAAAUGCUGCUUUGAGUUUGGAUUUUCUAAUGGAAAGUUGGAGAUACAAGAGCUGGUGUGCUUGAGUAUCUCUGGCUCUCCCAAAGAAAUGCUUGGAGGGGUUGUGUUGGCCCCUGCUCUGUGCACGAUGAGAGCCAGAGAGCCCUUACAGGAGAGUGUUUACACCACCACCACCAUUAUCACGGAUCUCCAGUCCUACUACACAACACUUCUGCCUGAUCUGGCAAUUCCAUGUGCCAACCCCAGGUAUGCUGCACAGGUGGACUGGUGCUCCGUGAUAGUGGCAAGGGAAUGGGGUAGGUAAGUAUAGUAUUUUUAUUCUUUAUAACACCUACCUAUAUAUGUAUAUGAUUUUAAGAGCAUCAUAACUAGUGAAAGAUGCAUCAUGAUGGGUUGUUAUAGGCAACAAAAAGUUUUUGUGAGGAUAUGUUCAUGCAGGACUACAGAUUUUGAGUUCCAUCAAGUUAUUUAGGAAAAUAUGCUCAGGCAGCAGCAAAUCUGCUGUGUGUGAACAUGCCUGAAGAUAUUUGAUAAACACCCCUGCCCUUUUUUCCUUAUCUGAGGUUUCUUUAUUUUUUGUUCUUUUUAAAUAAGAAUAGAAAAUAGGGCCUUUUUUGUUUUGAAUUACAAACAUUUUUUUUUUUCACUUUACUGUCCAGGAAUGUGAUGGAGAACUGUGUAAUGAUCUGCCAUGUUGAGGAAUAUGGCACAAGAUUCAGUGUAGUAACAUAUUGAUGCAUAAACUCUGGCAUACUAUUGAACAAGUUUUUAUGUCUCCACUGACCCAGCCAGAUCAGACAGGGAGUGUUGUCUUGGGAACACAGAAACAACUGCAAUGUGACUGGAAUUUCAAGCAAUGGUGGUUUGUUUCUUUUUGUUUGUGUGUUGGAUAUUUCCAGGCCUUUUGUUCGAAGUGAAGUUUUUUUGUAUUCUGGAUUUAUGUUUAUGUUAUAUAUAUGUACAUCUUUGUUCAUAUGAGUUUCUUAA